AUGGGCGAGGAAGCCAAGAAAACAUUACCGAGAACUGAUAAAACUUUGCCAGAAGCUGAGGGAAGUAUAUCAUCUUCAGAUAAAAAAGCAAAUGUUAGUAAACCACCCUCAUCUCGGCCUCCAAUUAAUACCACCUUACCCGAUGAUCCAGAAGAAAAAUGA
Molecule: messenger RNA, 162 nt
Organism: Entrophospora sp. SA101
Lineage: Eukaryota; Fungi; Glomeromycota; Glomeromycetes; Entrophosporales; Entrophosporaceae
Source: the annotation of a GenBank genome assembly